AUGUACAACAACUUGGAAGCUCGGCAUUAUUGUGAGCUGCAAAAAGUGGGCAAGAAGCGACAGCUCAAAAAUCGCUACAUCAAGGAGCUCAUGCCCAAUCUCUAUCUGAAUUCGAUGAAACGCCCCUAUCAAUAUGGGCAUGAAGCAGUGGUCAAGAUACUAAUCCCUACGGAGGGAGUCAACCCAGACUCUAAGGAUUCCGACGGACAGACACCACUAUGGUGGGCGGCAGAACACGGCCAUAAAAAAGUAGUCAAACUAUUGCUCACCGCGGAGGGUAUGAACCCAGAUUCUCAGGAUUCUGAUGGACGGACGCCCCUAUUAUGGUCGGUAAUGAAUGGACGUGAGUCAGUAGUCAAGCUACUACUCACUUCGAAAGGUGUCAAUCCAGAUUCUAAGAAUUCUCAAGGAGAAUCGCCACUAUCGUGGGCGGCACGGAAUGGAAAUAAAACAGUUGUUAAGUUGCUUCUCGCCACGGAAGGUGUCAACCCAGACUCUGAGGAUUCUAAGGGACGGACCCCCCUAUUGUGGGCCGUACGAAAUGGACAAGAGGAGGUAGCCAAGUUGCUUCUCGCUACGGAGGGCGUCAGCCUAGAUUUCGAGGAUUCUGAGGGACGGACGACGCUUUCGUGGGCCGCAUGCAAUGGACAUGAGGCGGUAGCCAAGCUUCUACUCGCUACGGAGGGCGUUAAUCCAAACUCCGAGGAUUCUGAGGGACGAACGCCGCUUUCGUGGGCCGCACGAAAUGGACAUGAGGCGGUGGUGAAGCUCCUACUCGCUACGGAAGGCGUUAACCCAAACUCCGAGGAUGCUGAGGGGCGGACGCCGCUUUCAUGGGCCGCAUGCAAUGGACAUGAGGCGGUAGCCAAGCUCCUACUCGCUACGGAGGGCGUUAACCCAAACUCCGAGGAUUCUGAGGGACGAACGCCGCUUUCGUGGGCAGCACGGAAUGGACAUGAGGCGGUGAUGAAGCUCCUACUCGCUACGGAAGGCGUUAAUCUAGACUCCCGGGAUUCUGACGGACAGACGGCCCUGUUGUGGGCGGCAGAAGGAGGGCACGAGGCGGUAGUCAAGCUACUACUCGCAACGGAAGGCGUUAGUCUAGACUCCCGGGAUUCUGACGGACAGACGCCCCUAUUGUGCGCGGCAAUGAAUGGCUAUGAGGCGGUAGUCAAGCUACUACUCGCUACGGAGGGCGUUAACCCAAACUCCGAGGAUUCUAAGGGACGAACGCCCCUGUUAUGUGCGGCAAUAAAUGGCUAUGAGGCGGUAGUCAAGCUACUGCUUGCAACGGAAGGUGUCAACAUUAACUCCCAGGAUUCUAAGGGACGAACGCCCCUGUGUCAACAUUAA
Penicillium riverlandense is the source of this 1353-nucleotide messenger RNA. Its product is annotated as ankyrin repeat domain-containing protein. The coding region runs from base 1 to 1353 and encodes 450 amino acids. The transcript is spliced from 3 exons. Lineage: Eukaryota; Fungi; Ascomycota; Eurotiomycetes; Eurotiales; Aspergillaceae. Gene Ontology annotation, molecular function: protein binding. The record is from RefSeq and is a predicted model, not a curated record.